CAAUGGACUAACUGUAGUACCUGAUGAGGACAGUGUUGGACUAGCUGUAGUACCUGGUGAGGACAGUGUUGUACUAACUAUAGUAGCUGGUGACGAUGGUAAUGGACUAAUUGUAGUUCCCGGUGAGGACAGUGUUGUACUAACUGUAGUACCUGGUGAGGACGGUAAUGAACUAACUGUAGUACCUGGUGAGGACAGUGUUGGACUAGCUGUAGUGCCUGGUGGGGACAGUGUUGUGCUAAUUGUUGUACCUGGUGAGGACAGUGUUGGACUAACUGUAGUACCUGGUGAGGACAGUAUUGUACUAACUGUAGUACCUGGUGAGGACGGUAAUGGACUAACUGUAGUACCUGGUGAGGACAGUGUUGGACUAACUGUAGUACCUGGUGGGGAUGGUAAUGGACUAAUUGUAGUACCUGGUGAGGACAGUGUUGGACUAACUGUAGUACCUGGUGAGGACAGUGUUGGCCUAACUGUAGUACCUGGUGGGGAUGGUAAUGGACUAAUUGCAGUACCUGGUGGGAGCAGUGUUGUACUAACUGUAGUACCUGGUGAGGACAGUGUUGUACUAACUGUAGUACCUGGUGGGGACAGUGUUGUACUAACUGUAGUACCUGGUGAGACAGUGUUGUACUAACUGUAGUACCUGGUGAGGACAGUGUUGUACUAACUGUAGUACCUGGUGGGGAUGGUAAUGGACUAAUUGUAGUACCUGGUGGGGGCAGUGUUGUACUAACUGUAGUACCUGGUGGCGACAGUGUUGUAUUAACUGUAGUACCUGGUGAGGACGGCAAUGGACUAACUGUAGUAGCUGGUGGAGACAGUGUUAGACUAGCUGUAGUACCUGGUGAGGACAGUGUUGGACUAACUAUAGUACCUGGUGGGGACGGUAAUUGACUAACUGUAGUUCCUGGUGAGGACAGUGUUGGACUAACUAUAGUACCUGGUGGGGACGGUAAUGGAGUAACUGUAGUACCUGGUGAGGACGGUAAUGGACUAACUGCAGUAGCUGGUGGAGACAGUGUUAGACUAACUGUAGUACCUGGUGAGGACAGUGUUGGACUAACUGUAGUACCGGGUGAGGACAGUAUUGGACGAACUGUAGUACCUGGUGGGGACGGUAAUGGACUAACUGUAGUACCUGAUGAGGACAGUGUUGGACUAACUGUAGUACCUGGUGAGGACAGUGUUGGACUAACUGUAGUACCCGGUGAGGACGGUAAUGGACUAACUGUAGUAACAAGAGAGGACAGUGUUGGACUAACUGUAGUACCUGGUGGGGACGGUAAUGGACUAACUGUAGUACCUGGUGAGAACAGUGUUGGACUAACUGUAGUACUUGGUGAGGAUAGUGCUGAACUAACUGCAGUACCUGGUGGGGAAGGUAAUGGACUAACUGUAGUACCUGGUGAGGACGGUAAUGCACUAACUGUAGUACCUGUUGGGGACAGUGUUGGACUAACUGUAGUACCUGGUGAGGACAGUGUUAGACUAACUAUAGUACCGGUGUAUAGUUACGGUGGGGAUGGUAAUGGACUGAUUGUAGUACCUGGUGGGGCCAGUGUUGUACUAACUGUAGUUUCUGUAGUGGAUGUGGUUGGACCAACUAAAACAAAUAUAAUCAGAGAUAAGUGGUAA
Molecule: messenger RNA, 1638 nt
Organism: Paramuricea clavata
Lineage: Eukaryota; Metazoa; Cnidaria; Anthozoa; Malacalcyonacea; Plexauridae
Source: the annotation of a GenBank genome assembly